CAGCCUUACGACGUCAUCGCCUUGUCUCCUCCCAUUCGCCGCUCGGCGUUCUCUCCUGUCGUUGCUGUUUGUGUAUCACUGAGACGAGAGAGACUCACAGGUUUCAGGAAAGAUGGCGGCCACUUCAUCAGAUAGCGCUGAGCAAGACUCCCCCUCAUCCAGCAACGAAAACGGGGCGCCACCGCUAGGUGAGACCGAGGACGAGCUGCGGGGCCUGCAGCUCCAAGAACUGAAGCAGAGCAACGAAGAGAAAAUGGAAGCGGGAGGAGAGGGAAAUGGUGAGAGAGAGGUUAGGGGAGACGGGGACGGAAAAGCUGCUGUCGCUGAAGAGGAGGAUGAAGAGGAGGAGAUAGGUAGCGUGAGUGCCGGUGGCGAGGAGGAGACCUCCGAGCAGCAAAGCCCGGCUAGCAGCAGCGAGACCGGGGACGGCCCGGAGAAAGAGAUCAAACAGGAACAAAGGGAAGAGUGCGAGUCCGUGUCCGGCGACGGUAAUGAGAAGAGCAAAGCUGCAGAGGAUACCAUCGACAAGAUCAGCACCACGGGCGGCUUAACCAGCGAGCAUGCUAACAAGAGACGGGCCAGUGUGGAAAUCUCCUCCUCAGACGGGGAACCCCUAAGCCGCAUGGACUCUGAAGACAGUAUAAGCAGCACCCUAAUGGACAUGGACAGCACGGCGUCGAGUGGGCGAUCAACGCCAGCCAUGAUGAACGGCCAAGGAAGCACGACACCAUCCACCAAAAGCAUUGCUUACAACUGCUGCUGGGACCAGUGUCAAACCUGCUUCAACUCCAGCCCAGACCUGGCAGAGCACAUCCGCUCCUUCCACGUGGACGGGCAGCAGGGAGGGGUUUUUGUCUGUUUGUGGAAAGGCUGCAAAGUAUAUAACACACCGUCUACCAGUCAAAGUUGGCUGCAGAGGCACAUGUUGACGCACAGUGGAGACAAACCUUUUAAGUGCGUGGUUGGUGGAUGUAAUGCCAGUUUUGCGUCUCAGGGUGGACUGGCCCGGCACGUUCCCACACACUUCAGCCAGCAGAACUCCUCUAAAGUCUCCAGCCAGCCAAAGGUCAAGGAAGAGUCUCCGUCCAAAGCGUGCCUGAACAAGCGCAAGAGGCUCAAGAACAAGCGGCGGAGAUCAUUACUAUUGCAGAUGACUGGAGGAGAGGCCAUACACCAGCAAGUGACCAAAGCAAGGCCACAUGACUUCUUUGACGCACAGACGAUGGAUGCCAUACGGCAUAGAGCUAUCUGCUUGAACCUCGCUACGCACAUAGAAAGCCUGGGGAAUGGACACAGUGUUGUAUUUCAUAGCACAGUAAUAGCAAGAAGAAAGGAAGACUCUGGAAAGGUGAAAAUCCUGCUCCACUGGACACCCGAGGACAUCUUGCCUGAUGUGUGGGUAAAUGAAAACGACCGGCCUCAGCUAAAGACAAAGGUUGUACACUUGUCAAAGCUACCACAAGACACUGCUGUGCUAUUAGAUCCUAAUAUUUACAGUGCUUCCCAUUGAUUGAUUGCCAUCAGUUAGAUGGUUUCCAGCCAGCGCCAGUAGGUCAUUGCUAGAGUCAGCAGUCUAGCUAUUCUGUGACGUCAAUGGAUGAAAGCUACUAGCAGGGCUAAGCAAACCGUUUCAAUUAAGCCUUUUAUCACCUGGAAUCUUUUCUCAUUAAUCACUCUGCUGCAGGGCGCUGGCUUUUUGAACUUGGGAGAAAAUAAAAAGUGACUUUGCCUCUAAACUAAACUUUUAUUUUGGCAUAUUCAAAAAAAAAAAAAAAAAAAAAAAGUGUAAAUAACUGUGUAGUAUUUUCCUGAAAUGGAAAGGUUUUUUAUGUUUUCCUGCAUAGUCAUGUUUAAAAAUAUAUAUAUGAUUAUUUUUAUUUGUUUAAAAAAAAAAAAUGAAGACCCACUAAGCACUACCUUGUUGUAAACAUGAAAAAAAGCUAUCCAUGCAAAAAGGUGCUAGAAAUUAAAAAAAACAAAUACUUGAGAUUGCCCACUGGUUACAAAGUGACCUCCUGCUAUUAGAAAAGCACGGGAAUGUUUCGGUUGCACAGACUGGCCAAUGAUCAGACUAAAAUAAUAAUUCACUUUACACCUGGCUCCUAGCAAAGAGCUCACAUGUAUCAAUGAAUCAACGAGAAGCAUGUUGUUCAGCUAACUGAAACAGAACUUUUCCCAUUUGCUUGACUUACUAAGGAAGUACUUGGUUGCAAGGUGAUGUUUUUGUUAAACUGGCAAAGUGUCUGUGUGCUGAUGGUCUAUAUUCUUUAUUACAUAAGUUGGGGUUACAUUAGAUUCUGCUGUGGUUGAUUCCAGACCUUUUUAAAUGCAGAAUGUUAAAGGAAAUUCUAGGUUCCAAAUGUGUAAAGUCUGUUUUGUACAGCCUCUGCAAAUGUAUGGUGUUGUAAAGAAAUGAAUGUGUAUGGUCUUGUAUAACAAGAUCCACUUGUAGUUCACACACGAGGCUGCUGUGUUGUAGACGGUUUGCUAGUGCUAUACUUACGUUUUGCUUGUCUUUUUUUAAUUUAUUUUAAUUUUUUUGUAUUUGUUCAACUCUUGUAUUCUUGUUUGUGUGUCAUGUAUAUUGUGACUGUGCAGUAGAUUUCCAAGUCCCAUUAUUAAUAAUAAUAAUAAUAAUAAUAAUAAUAAUAAUAAUAAUAAUAAUAAAAAUAAUAAUAAUAAUGACCAACACAAUUCCUAUAAAUACAAAAACAUGCAUACACGCAAGCAGAUUAUGUACAUGUAUAAAAGUUUUGUAAUAUGCUGGUUGGAUUCUGGUCUGCAAGGACUGAUGAUAUUUUGGAUCAGAAAUGUUAUGAAAGGCUGCUCAAAACUCUAUACUGACAACAUGAAACGGUCAAUUUUGUUUUCUUCUAAACUAGCCUGAAUUCAGUGUGUUUAGCCAGCGCUGGUUCUAGCUUUACAUCCAGCAGAGUUCCAGUUGAAAGGACUCUGUUCUGUAAGUGUGAAUACAUCCGCAGUGGCAGGGGUGCUUCUCUCUGUCUCUUCUGUAGCAGUGUUCGCUGUACGUCCUGUAUUUGCACAAGCAUAUUCGGGUUCAAGAAAACCGACAUACCAAACAUAUCAAGCCUCUCCUGCUGUCUGCCAUCCAACCCAAUGAGUAUAUUUGUCUCCAUCCUAACCUUGUCCUUUUACAGAGAGUGUUUGUUGUUUCUCCGCAGAACAUUGCCACAGAAGAGGCUGAAGCGGAGGUAAGCUACUGCGCUCUGCAAGCGCAACGCUCCCCAACAUUAACUGAAAUUGAGAUAAAAACAAUUUUGCACAUUUUAAAGUCGCUUUCAAUCCCCAUAUCUUAGAUGUAAUAUUUAUUCUUUACUGGAAGUGUAAGAUAAAUCUUUUUCUGACUACAUCCGAUAGAUAUGAAACUGAGCCUUGAAGGUGACUCAGCAGAGUUUCUGACUGAAAAACAUUUGUUCUUUUUCGUACACCGGGUUUGUACUGUACCAAUGUACAUAGAUUAUAUAUGUAUAAUUAAAUGUCCUUGCAGUGAAAAAAAGAAUUUACUUUAAAAAGCAUAUCAUGCGCCAUAAAAUAGAAAUCUUAGGAAAUUUGAGAUUUUGCAAGCAAAUUGAAAACACUUCACAACAUUUCUGAUUCCUAGUCAACCUACAUGUCCCUGCUGAGGUCAGUAAGAAGAGUGAAUUGCAGGUACUGAAAAUAAGACGAGUGUCUUUGUGCAUUUGCAAACAGUAUUCAGAACAGGAGGAAGCUGUAUUGUUGUUGUGUGCUUGUCUGGAUCAGGAGAUGAAUGUAAUAAACUGUGGGGGGAAGAGAUGUAAAAGACUUACUGUAUUCAGACCCCUAUUGCGCCUAAAGUAUGCAGCACAUUUCUGUAUAUGGUGUCGCUUAUGUAAAUGUAAUUGUAUGUUCCAACUUGCAGCAUGUUGUGUGAUGUGCAGGACUUUUAUUUUUUUGUGCUUUUGUAGAUUUUUUUUUUUUAGUUUUUCGGUGGGGGGGGGGGUAAGUUUACCAUGUAACAUGUUAGUCUAAUCGAAGGCAAAACAUGUUGCAUAUAGAAAUAGUGCUUGUAAAUACUUUUGCAGAUUUUGUAAUAUAUUUUUAUACCAUGUGUUUUUUUUUGUGUACUAGAAGCAUGACAUUUGCAAUGUACAUAAUAAUGUAGGGAAAAUGUUGAAGGAUAAUGUAAUUCAAUAGUUUGACAGAAUAACUUUUUGAAAACAGAAGCACCUUUCUUGCUAACAAUACAAUAUGUAAUUGACCGAGAUUUAGUGGAUUGUGUGAUACUGCUGCUCCUGCUUGGAUCUGAGUGCUGCGCUGGAUUUAGUCUGCCUACAGCAUGUGAAAGUCUGCAAAUCUGUAAUGCAUUGCUUAGUUUGUAACAAAAGAAGGUCAAAUCAGUUUUAUUCUUGAGCACUUGAUCAUUCUCAGCCUCUUAAUUCUGUACCUAGAAAAAAAAAAAUCGCUAUACCUUUGGUUGUCAGCUAUGUUUUUGUAAUAAAACAUUGAAAUGGAGAAA
This is a messenger RNA of Acipenser ruthenus (sterlet), 4498 nucleotides long. RefSeq names its product zinc finger protein AEBP2. Bases 113 to 1510 code for a protein of 465 amino acids. NCBI's taxonomy places the organism in Eukaryota, Metazoa, Chordata, Actinopteri, Acipenseriformes, Acipenseridae. The transcript is spliced from 9 exons. The record is from RefSeq and is a predicted model, not a curated record. Gene Ontology annotation, cellular component: ESC/E(Z) complex. Gene Ontology annotation, biological process: regulation of transcription by RNA polymerase II.